Drosophila serrata is the source of this 1890-nucleotide messenger RNA. RefSeq lists its product as uncharacterized. The record is from RefSeq and is a predicted model, not a curated record. Gene Ontology annotation, cellular component: membrane. Lineage: Eukaryota; Metazoa; Arthropoda; Insecta; Diptera; Drosophilidae. Gene Ontology annotation, molecular function: protein binding; cytokine receptor activity.
AUGUGGAGCGAACCGCAGGCGGUAUUUGUUGGCGAGUCCUUCGAGGUGUUCUGCAGGUGCAAUACCUCCAGUGUUCAGCUGGAGGAUAUGUACUUCAAGCCGAGCAAUUUGGAGCAACGAUUGGAAAGUACACCCAUCGAUGAGUACACCAUAAAGCACCGAGAAGAGGUCGACAUUCCCAGGCAGUUCGUUAGAAUUCACUGUAUGUCUGGAGAGGAUUUCCUGGGAGAACUCUAUGUGAAGGUGGUUCCAAUUCUAAAUGUGACCGGCUUUCAAUGCCGUAAACCUCCCACCGAUAAUGAGGCAACGUGCGCCUUCAAAGAGUUGGGACACGCGGCUAUCAUACCCAAGAAGAGCUACUCAUUGAGCAUCGAUGGCCUAUCAAGUAUUCCGUGCUUUAAGGGCACUUACUACUCCAGUUGGAUUGAGUGUCCAGGUCUUUACAUUCCCAGAGACUCCAAGUAUGCGCCCAACCACCAGAUCCAACUUUUAAUGGAAUACGAGGGACAUAACCAGACGCAGGUGUUCCCCAUGACCCUCAGGGGAAUCACGGUACCAGAUUGGCCCAUGACCCAGCCGCAAUUUAAACAGGACAGCUCAAAGAUCUGCAUCAAAUGGACGCACACAGAUCACAGUUCUCCUGUGGCGGUCUCACAAAAUUGGAGAAUUGAGAUUCAUUCCGGAAACGCAAAGAUCAAGCCUCUUUUGAUUGAAAUUCGUGUUACUCCCAUGUUUGGUCAAGAAUUCUGUUUGCCUCGGCUGCCAUUUGCCAACCAGGUCUACAGUUUCCGGUUCAGGCGUCGAUAUAAUGUAACCGGAGCUCCCUGGUCAACAGAGUUUGAAACCAGGGAAAUUAUAAGCAUUCCUGAUAUUCCUGCUCGACCGCCGGAUUUACUACCCAAUGGAUUCUAUCACGAUCCGGAGAAGAAGGAGCUUUAUGUCUUUUGGCGGCAGCUGAACGACGUGGAGCUCAACGGACCCAACUUUACGUAUGCCGCAGUUACGGACUCUGGCAAGAAGCCAUCAUCCAUCGACAGCAAUAGCGUCCUUUUCAACGAUUGGGAUCCCACACUCUCUACCAUCAUAUACGUUUGGAGCCAGAACUCUGUGGGAGCCUCGACGAAAAGCAAUUGGUUGGAGGUGCCCAUACUGCUCUCCGGGUCCCGUCAGCCACUGGGGUUGAGGUACCACGAGGAUAACUACACUUUGACCUGGCAGGCUCCAGAGGAACAGCAAGGACUUACUGGCUACGCCAUCUCCUGGUGCCUGGGUUCAACAAGCCGAUAUCAGAUCUGCAACGAUCAAGAGUCCAUAAGCCUUGAGAUGGUUCAAGGAUCCCAGCUUCAUUUUCAGUUCAACCAAUCGAUGCUUCUGUCCAAUAUGGGUGUGGUAGCCACUUACAAGGAUGUACCAAGUGGCGGCAUGAGGUGGAUCGGUGCAGGAUUUCCAAGUGAUCCCAAGGAAGUGAUAAAGACUAUGGGUCUGAGUUUAAUACAGGUUAUUUCAGUUAUAAUUUCCGCGGUCACACUACUUUCUUUGAGCUUUGUGUCCUUUCGGAAACUACGAAAGAUGGCCAAUAUCGAGGUUUCCCUGCCACCCAUUCUAUUUAAAUCUGUGGAUAUUGAGAUCUCUGUUCCUGACCCACCUGUCUCCAUCGUUGUGCCGGGAAACUUUUCACCAAAAGGUGUGCUUACCAUCGACAUACUGACCAGGGAAUGUUCAGUCGAACAGGAAGAAGCUCCGCCUGAUGAGGAAUAUCUUUCACAGUCUCCAACACCAUCUACUGUUUCAGCAAGUUCUUCAAAUGAAAAGCUGGAUGAACCAGAGGCCCAAAAUCGGCCUAGUCCAUAUGUCACUAUGGGCAUUGGUUAUGUUAGAUCUCCUUUUUAG